AUGCCACCCGCCCUCAAAGGCAUCCUCCCUGUCCAUUUCGGCCCCUUCAUCGUAACCACCCAGGUAUUCCACCUCACCCCCUCCUCCUUCGCCCUCGUAAACCUCAAACCCAUCCUCCCGGGCCACGUCCUAGUCUCCCCGCGCCGCAUAGUCCCCCGCGUCUCCGACCUGACCCCCUCCGAAACAACCGACCUCUUCCUCACAGUCCGCCGCGUAGGCCGGAUGAUCGAGCGCGUGUAUGGUGCGAGUAGUCUGAAUAUCGCGAUUCAGGAUGGGGUGGAUGCCGGGCAGAGCGUGCCGCAUGUGCAUGCGCAUAUUAUUCCGAGACAGAGGAGGGAUUUGGAUCAUCUGGGGGGUACGGAUGCGAUUUAUGAGAUGUUGGAUGGGGAGGAGGGUGAUGUGGGGAGGAUUCAGAGGGAGGCUGUUGCUGCUGCGCAGUUCAGGUCUGGGGAUGGGUCGGGGUCAGUUACUGAGGAGGUGAAGCAGUUGGCGCAGGAGGAUGAUGGUGGUGGGAGACGGACGAAUUUUCCAGCUGUUGAUAAUGAUGCCAGGAAGCCGAGGGGUAUGGAGGAGAUGGAGGCAGAGGCUACCAUGUUGGCAAGGGAGAUGGAGAAGGAGCCGCUGGAUUGA
Messenger RNA from Aspergillus chevalieri, 630 nucleotides. Its product is annotated as HIT family protein. The transcript is spliced from 2 exons. Gene Ontology annotation, molecular function: catalytic activity. The record is from RefSeq and is a predicted model, not a curated record. The coding region runs from base 1 to 630 and encodes 209 amino acids. Lineage: Eukaryota; Fungi; Ascomycota; Eurotiomycetes; Eurotiales; Aspergillaceae.